Molecule: messenger RNA, 1233 nt
Organism: Anoplophora glabripennis (Asian longhorned beetle)
Lineage: Eukaryota; Metazoa; Arthropoda; Insecta; Coleoptera; Cerambycidae
Gene: isoQC
Product: glutaminyl-peptide cyclotransferase
Exons: 6
Coding region: 124-1185 (353 amino acids)
Molecular function (GO): zinc ion binding; glutaminyl-peptide cyclotransferase activity
Source: RefSeq, a predicted model, not a curated record
GUUGACAGCAAAUGUCGAGGCACGAGUUUAUAUAUUUUGUGUUUUGUUCCUUUCUCCUUUCAUUUGAGUUCCAGAGGUAGUUAGAGGUUAAGUUCCUUAAGAGUUAUUAUUUUUAUUUUUGUAAUGUUACGGAUUUUAUUAGUCUUCCUUACAGUUGUAGCAACAUUUUCUAAUGGCAGUCAGUUCAAAUCACUACAGCAAAAUCAUAGACCUCAAGACCUCUCAAAUGCUGAUAUUAAAUAUUUAGCGACUCUCUCCGACUUGAAAUACACAGACGAGGUUUUAGACAAUAUACUCAUACCUAGAGUGGUAGGCACUCCAAACCAUGACAAAGUGUUCAAUUACAUCAAAUCGGAACUGCAAAAGUUGAAGUGGCACGUAGAAGUUGACGAAUUUGACGAUGUCGCCCCGAAACAGUUUGGAACACUUAGAUUCAGAAAUAUCAUCGCCACUUUAAACCCCAAUGCAGAGAGAUACUUAGUAUUGGCUUGCCAUUACGACAGCAAAUAUUUUAAGGAUACUGUUUUCGUUGGUGCUACUGACUCGGCAGUACCUUGUGCUAUGAUGCUGAACCUUGCAAAAGUCAUGCAAAAAGAUUUAAAUUCAAUCAGGGACAAAUCUAACGUGAAUCUGAAACUAGUUUUCUUUGACGGAGAGGAAGCUUUCGUUAAUUGGGGCCCUACUGAUUCCAUAUAUGGAGCAAGGCAUUUGGCUGAAGUUUAUCAUAAUAAUAGGCUGCUCAGUAUAACAACUGGCGAAACAAUUUCUGAUUUAGAUAGGAUGGACAUGUUGGUACUUCUGGAUUUGAUUGGUCAUAAGAAUUCCAGGUUUUAUAGUAAUUUUAAAAAUACACAGGAUUGGUAUUUAAGACUGGCAGAUAUAGAGGAUAGACUUCAACAUUUGAAACUGUUGAAAAAAUCAAAUAACCAUAGGUACUUUUUGAGAAGAGCAUAUGGUGGAUACAUCGAAGACGAUCACAUUCCAUUUUUAAGGAGAAACGUUCCGAUUCUGCACUUAAUUUCUAAUCCGUUCCCAGAGGAAUGGCAUAAGCCAGGCGACAACAGGGACAUAGUGGACAGGGAUACUGUCGAAAAUAUCAACAAAAUACUAAGAGCCUUUGUGGCAGAAUAUCUCAGCGUUUACCUGGACGUCACAGAAGAACACAUUCCGGAAAAAGAAUUGUGACCACGGACUGUUUUGAAACACUUAGCUUAGACUAAGGAUGUGCAAUAC